AUGUCAUGGAAGCCUUUAGAUAUACCAGCCAAAAUAUUUGAUUAUGAGGUUGGUUUCUCCUCAACAGCAGGAAGUGCAGCCCCUGAUAUCAUGGCGUUUGAGUCAACAAAACAACAUGCUCAUAUGAGGAUAACCCAUGCAAAUGUACCUGAUGCCAUGGAAAUCUACAUCAUUAUAAAAACUAUCAGUAAAUCUAACGUAGAAGGACUGACAACACUGGGACCAUGUUUUAUGGAUACAACUCCACCAGAUUUUACUGGUUCUAUAACUGUAUCCCUGUCUGGAGAAUAUCUGGAAGCCUCCUGGGCAUUAAAUGCCUUCUCAGAUAGUGAAGAAUUGUUUGAUAUGGAUUACCAGUUUGCUAUAGGUCAGACACCAUAUGGAACAGAGAUACAAAACUUUAAACCUGUAGAGGGAAGUACAACCUGUGUAUUGACCUCAUCCCCAACUUGUACAGCUGUCAAUAUAACAGAAUGGAAUAUUCAUGGACACCAUACAUAUUAUAUAUCCAUUAAAGUGACCAAUACAGCUGGACUGGUCAACAUUCAGACAUCUACUCCAUACAUUCAUGACGUCCAGUUACCUGCUGAAGGACUUGUCCUAGAUAUUGACACUGAGUCUUUCUCAACAGACAUUCCUUUGAUGGACAAAGAAGAUACAGAUUUCCAAAAAGUCUCCAGUAGUAUGGCUGCUCGCUGGUCAGGAUUUGCUCAUCCACAUUUAGAUGUAACCUACAGUAUAAGUAUUGGUACUACAAUGGGAGGUAGUGAUGUUGUAUCUCUGAAGGAUGUGGGUACCAGUCUAGCUCACCAGGAAACUGGACUUGCUUUGACACCUUAUCAGACAUAUUAUUUCACUGUGACAACUGACAACAGAAUAAACUGUGAAAAUGAACCAGAUGUCCAGUUAUCACUGAAUUCACUGAAGGCGUACUGGGCAGUACCAGACAAUAUAAAACCUUAUACGACAGAUGCCUUUAUUGCUGUGGAACAAAGAUCACCGGUUGGAAACGUAUGGACUAUCUUUCGUGAGUAUGCACAUGUAUCAACUGUUUUUGACAUCAGCAUAAACGAUUUGGUACUCAGUCCAGGUAUAAAGUAUCGUUUAUCACUGAAACUUUGUGCCAGGACAUUCUGUUUCUCUCCAGUCAGUACAGAUGGUGUCAUGGUAAUGGCUAUUCCUCCGGUCACAGGGGACAUAGAUGUGGAACAUCAAAACACCACAAUAACUGGUGGGGCGAAGAAGUUGAUGAUAUCAAUUGACAAGUUUUAUGAACCUGACAUUGAAGACACAACAGAGAAAUAUAGUGCUGUCUGGAAAUAUGAAUAUGCAGUGACGGAUAACUCUGUAAAAGGGAAGACAUAUUUUGCAUGGACCAACUUAGAUACAUUUACAACAAAUGGAAAUAGGAUCAACUUUGAAAUGGUACUAACAGGAGAGAUGGACUUCUCUCGCUGUAAGAGGUUUUCUAUCAGAGGAUACGAUCAAGUUAGACUGACCUCCACUGUAUCCACCGAAAUCAAAGAUUGUAAAGCAUUUAAUCCAAUCCUUAUUAACCCAAAUAUUGUGAUAGAUGCUGUAGGAGCUGCCAGUGCAACAGAGGGAAUAGGCAUGCCAAUUUUUUUGGAAGAGAAUGAUAGAUGGAAACCAGCUGACGAGGAUUAUACACCAUACAAGAAUCUUAUUUCAGCCGUGUGGCCAACACUGCGUCACGGAGAAAAUGUCAAUUAUAAGUAUGCCAUUAUAGAUGCCAAAAAUGUUGAUGUUACAACGUACUAUAAACAAGUUGGUCAGCUGAGCUUGGUAGAUCAAUGUAUUCCAGAUGCUAUCAGAUGUGGAGAAACUCAUAGAGAAUUUAUGAAUGAGGAGUUCACACACAAUGAACUGGUCCAUGGUACAAGAUACACAGUGUGCAUAUAUGCUGCUCCGACUGCUAUAGUGAAUGAAGAUUGGAUACUACAAUUACCAGCUGUCAGUGCAUGUAGUGAUGGAAUUAUCGUAGAUCUUACUCCUCCUACCGCUGGAAGGUUGUGGAUUGGUCAUAAUAUAAAUACAAUCUAUCAGACAUCUGAUUCAGACAUGUAUGUAAACUGGGACAAUUUCCAAGAUGUGGAAGAAUUUAACAAUGGACCACACCCAUCUGGAAUUAAAGAAUACAUACUAGGAAUUGGUAUGUCUACUGGUGGUAAUGAUGUUGUUGCAUUUGAGAAUGUUGGAGUGCUACAACAUAAAGCCUUACAUCAACUGAAUUUGCAGAACGGUUACAAGUAUUAUGCUACUCUAAAAGCUGUUGAUUUUGCUAACAGAGAAACAGAAGUUGUUUCAGAGCAAGUCAUUAUAGAUACAACCCCACCAGUUACCAGUAAUAAACCGAUAGUUAUAACCAACAGGCAUAUAACAUCCACAACAGAAAUAGAUCCUUGUUGGAAGGAUGUGUUCCUCGACUUGGAGUCUGGUAUAGAUUAUUACCUGUGGUCAGUUGGAUCAGAGCCAGGAUAUACAGAUAUGAUGUCUUACCUGAAGGUUGUUGAUGAGGAAUGUGGAAUGACAGAUAAAAAUAGUCCUCUAGAUCUAAAAGAUGGCCAUUACUACUAUAUUAAUGUCAGGGCAUUCAACAAGGCAGGAUUAUCAUCAUUAGCCACAUCCUGGGCUUUUCAAGUGGAUACAACGCCACCUACACCUGGUCAUGUGUAUGAUGGAGAUAAAAGUCAGCUGACAGGAGGUGUCAAGGACAUUGACUACCAGACAGAGACUAAAGUGCUACAUGCCAGUUGGGAAGGUUUCCAUGAAUCUCACUCCACUAUUAAAGAUUAUUAUGUGUCUGUAGGGACCUGUCCACAAUGUGAAGAUAUAUUACAGGAACAGGCUGUUGGUAUUACAUAUGACUUUACGUUAGAGAACAUCCAUCUUGGUACAGGACUGAGAUAUUAUACCACAGUGACGGCAUGUAACACGGCAGACAUGUGUACCACUGUGACAUCAGAUGGUGUGGUUAUAGACAACAGUGCCCCUGUAGCUGGAAAAGUUCAGGAUGGAACUGGAUUCAUUGAUACAGAAUACCAGUCCAUGACGACCUAUAUCUCAGCUAAGUGGUACGGGUUUGCUGAUCCCCAGUCUGGUUUGGAGAAGUAUGUAUGGAUGGCAGGAACCACCAAAGGAGGCAGUGAUAUUAUACCAGAGACAGAACUAAAUCUGACAGAGACUGCUGCUUUCUAUAAUAUAUCUCUAGGAUUACCAUUAAACCAGAGAAUCUUUGUUACUGUUAGAGCUUACAAUAAAGUUGGUUUAUGGUCAGAAUUAACAUCCAAUGGUUUUCUGGUGGACACAUCAGCUCCUGUGAUAACUACAACACCUACUUUCUCAACUGACUUUGGAAUUAAUGGAUUGACACAGGUUUAUAGAACAUCAAUGAAGGUGGAUUGGGCCAUUGAUGAUGAUGAGUCAUAUAUAAAAAGACAGUAUCUGUCUAUCAAUUCUCAUAUUGGAGGAGAAUUUAUGCUGUCAUCACAAUCAGUCAAUGGUAUAUCAAGAUCCUAUGUAUUUUCUGGACUUGAUUUACAUGAUGGAGUGACCUAUUAUGUGACCUUAAUUUCUUGUAACAGUGCUGAGAUAUGUAUAAAUUCUACCUCUCCUGGAAUGUUUGUAGACAGUUCUCCAACUUCUAGAGGUAUGUUUGCUAUAACAACUGACCAUGCUGCUGAUCCUGAACUCCUAAGACAUGCUACAGGAUGGAUGCUCUGGUCACAGAGAGCUGUAAAUCUGGCCUGGUUAGGCUUCAGUGACCUACAUUCUGAUAUAGACCAUUAUAAAGUAGCUGUGGGGUCUACCUAUCUGGGCCAGGAUUUAAAUGCAGAUACAGAUGAGAAAUAUUAUCAUACAAAAACUAACACAGAUCAUGGUGAUGAAGGAAAAGUUCAACUGUUUAAAGUGGAAACCAAAACUUUGACCAAAUUUAAUACACUGUACAUAUCUGUAUGGGCUGUCAAUGGGGUUGGAAUGAGAAGUAAACUUAUCCACUCAGCUUUUACAAAAGUACCUGGGGGACCUCUAGAUCUUAUCAGGAGAUGUGAUGCUAUGUCAUGUGACGGCCAUUGUGUAUGUGCUCCACAGGACCAAAAAUGUCCUUUAAAUAAAAGUCUUGGUAGCUGUAAUGAUGUAUCAACAAAUAAUAACAACAAUCUUCUACUGGUUAAAGAUAGUAAUGGCUAUUCCAGUACUGAUCAAGCUGUAACCGCCUCAGAUAAUAUAUUACGUGGGAUAUGGCUCGUGUCCCAAGUACAAGGCAUGAAACCUUUAUGGUAAGUCAAGGUAGAUAACUCAAUUGUUAAGCUGU
This is a messenger RNA of Mytilus trossulus (common blue mussel), 4333 nucleotides long. RefSeq lists its product as uncharacterized. The coding region runs from base 1 to 4302 and encodes 1433 amino acids. Gene Ontology annotation, molecular function: protein binding. NCBI's taxonomy places the organism in Eukaryota, Metazoa, Mollusca, Bivalvia, Mytilida, Mytilidae. The record is from RefSeq and is a predicted model, not a curated record. The transcript has 25 exons.